This is a messenger RNA of Daldinia vernicosa, 1539 nucleotides long. RefSeq lists its product as uncharacterized. The record is from RefSeq and is a predicted model, not a curated record. The transcript is spliced from 4 exons. Bases 1 to 1539 code for a protein of 512 amino acids. Lineage: Eukaryota; Fungi; Ascomycota; Sordariomycetes; Xylariales; Hypoxylaceae.
AUGGGCGAAAUACCGAUUACAAGAAUCGGGAGCUAUACUAAAGGACAAUUUCCCGGAGAUCCAGAUAUUGCUGGCAUAGGAAUUCUUGCUGUUUUCGUUGCCGUUACCUCGCUUGCGAUAAUCACCGGUACCGUGUCGAUUAUUUGGAAACUGGCCAAAAGGUUCCACUGGAAGACGACCUAUAGUGAAAAACAAAAGAAACAAAGACAACAUAAUACGAGUUUCUCUGAUGUCUUGGAAACUCUGGUCCUUGCUUGUAGCGACCAGCAGGUCUUCACGGGAGCUGCGUUUGCGCUCACACUUCGGUACUGGAGAGGCUGUACGAUCUCAGCCUAUCACUAUAACAUCGUCGCGAACAUGAUGCUUCUCACCUGCGCCACGCACCUAAUAUCGGUAACUAUCGUCCGAAACUAUUGGAAGUUCCCAUGGCUAGCCGCCCUUCGUGUCCUCUCGAUAACAGCUGUUUUCGCAGUCACAGGAUUGCUUAUGACCAACCAGAAUGCAGACGUGAAAAUGCCAUUUCCCACUAGCAUACCAUACGCAAAUGAGACUGAAAGUCCCAUCUUCCUCCCAGCCGCCUGCUUUCAGGGCGGAAACGAUACGAUCAUAGAUACGAUAGAGGAGACGACUUCGAACGCCCAUGCCUUCUUUAAGAACAAUAUCUCUCAGUCGACAUCACGCAUUAAAAUCCAAGGCUGGAAUCUAUACAUCAUCAUCCUUCUCUUCUAUGGGGCCGCCAUAAUUGCCGAGUUGGUUAGGUUAAUUCGACGCAGCAAAAGCAGACCCGGCUGGAGAGGCCGCGUCGGCAAUCAAUUUCGAAAGUGCGGUAGCCUCGGAACAACCGCAAGGAAGAUCUCGCAGUGGGUAUCCACGAUAUAUCUUCUGGCAGGCAUAAUCUUGAGCUAUGGUGUCACCGUCAUAUCAGCACGUUAUAUAUUCGAACUUCGAAAAUGGGUUGAUAGGUCAGGAUGGAUUGCCCUACAAAACAACGAGAACCCAGAAAAUGAUGCCAAAAGCUUUGGUCAGAUGGUUCCUAUACUCUCUAGUGCGUUAAUCGUCUUUAGCUUCGCUCAGAUCGUAAGUGAGAAAUGCAGGAAACACAAUGACCGUAAGCAUAGCGACGAAGAGAUGCCCUCGCAAGUUGGCACAGUCGAAUAUUUCGGUUCGUCUAGGUACAACAUGGUACCUCAGUCGGUCCCAGAAAAAUAUAAGGCAAUGCACUAUAGGUCGAUGGAAGUAAGCGCGGACAGCUUACCACCUCAAGUUAGCUUUGAGAACCAAUCGCCUUGGGGAGGAAGCAUGAACUCUAGCGGGACGGUGGCCACGCCACUGCUCAGCGGUAGUCCUUAUUCCUCUACAUCAGGAACACUAGGUAUACAGCAGCCUAUGAUGAAGGACUCUCGCCACAGCAUCUUGCCCGAUCGUCCUACACCGAAGUCGCGCAGUUUAAUAGGAAGUUCGAACCCUUCUCUAGAGUCAAUGCCGAGGCCAGUAGGUAGGCCAGCAAAUUUCGAUGGAUUAUGGGUUCAGCUGUCUUAG